Messenger RNA from Tarenaya hassleriana, 765 nucleotides. Its product is annotated as 40S ribosomal protein S12-1-like. Lineage: Eukaryota; Viridiplantae; Streptophyta; Magnoliopsida; Brassicales; Cleomaceae. The record is from RefSeq and is a predicted model, not a curated record. Bases 91 to 519 code for a protein of 142 amino acids. Gene Ontology annotation, biological process: translation. Gene Ontology annotation, molecular function: structural constituent of ribosome. Gene Ontology annotation, cellular component: ribosome; cytosolic small ribosomal subunit. The transcript is spliced from 5 exons.
CGUCUCUAAUUUUAUCUCUUGUUCGCUGCAGCUACCAAGCCGACGAGAGAGGGAGAGAGAAUUCUGAUCUUCAAAGGUCUUUCGAAGAGAAUGUCUGGUGAUGAGGCUGCUCCCGCUGUUACCCCAGUUGCUGAGGCAGCUGCCAUCCCUGAGGACAUGGACCUCAUGACUGCAUUGGAGCUGACCCUUAGGAAGGCACGUGCUCAUGGUGGUCUGACCCGUGGUCUUCAUGAAUGCGCCAAGCUCAUCGAGAAGCGUGUCGCUCAGCUGUGUGUGUUGGCUGAAAGCUGUGACCAGCCCGACUAUGUCAAGCUGGUCAAAGCUCUUUGUGCUGACCAUAACAUUAACUUGCUCACUGUUCCAGAUGCCAAGACCCUUGGUGAAUGGGCUGGUCUCUGCAAGAUUGAUUCUGAGGGCAAAGCCAGGAAAGUUGUUGGAUGCUCCUGUGUUGUGGUAAAGGACUAUGGUGAGGAGACAACUGCCCUCAACGUAGUGAGGAAGCACCUAGAGUCUCACUAAAUCAGGGAGGAAGCAUUCCAUGUCGAAUUCGGAUAAUGGUUAUAUGACAAUGGAGAUGCUUUUUUCUUGGUUGUGGCCCUUUAUCUUCCUCUUGUUUACUUGGUUUCAAUCUUUGAUCCGUAGUGGACGUUUCUGAGAUUUUGUCUGGAACCAGAUUUUUUGUGUUAAUGCUACUCUUUCCUCAAGACCCAUCAGACAGCCUUUUUUUUGUUCCUAAAGUUGAAUGCUUUGUUUGCUCGUCUUAAA